AUGGAGAGCCUUCUCACCAACAUCAGCUCCACCUUCACCGCUGAGCCCCUCUUGACCCCUGACCCAACUAACUGCAGCGCCUGGGACCAGCAGUGGGGAGCACUAUACCUGCAUAGGUUAUCCCACCUGGAUGUGCAGCUGUACCGAGACUUCUACGCUGUGUGGGUCUCUCUCAUGGUGUGUAACUGUCUGAUGCUGGUGGUCGGUGUGGUCCUCAACAGUCUGGCUCUCUAUGUCUUCUGUGGGGCCUCCACCCACUCCUCGGCCUCUGUGGUUUACACCAUAAACCUUGCUGUAGCUGACCUGCUUGUGGCGCUGUCGUUGUCAGCGCGCAUCGCUCUGUACCACAGUGGAGGGAGCUGUGUUGCCUGCUCCUAUGUUCACACCUUCAGCUACUUUGUCAACAUGUAUUGUAGUAUACUGUUUCUGACCAGUAUCUGUAUAGAUCGAUACCUCGCUGUCGUCCAUGUGUCCAGUACUCUCCAUCGAUGCAGGACCCCAGGAACAGCCAGAUGUGUCAGCGCCAUAGUUUGGUUCAUUGCAGUUGUGGUCACCUACUCCUUCCAGACCACAGCGUUGGAGUUCAGCUCCUCCUGUGUGCUCCUCCCUGCCCUCUUCUACCUCACCAUUCUGGAGUUCCUGCUUCCCCUGCUGGCCGUGGCGGGCUUCACUCUGCGCGUCGCCUGCUUUCUCUCCUCCAGCCACGGCCUGAUGCCCCAGCAGAGCAGGGCAAGGAGGGCGCGUGCUGUCAGACUGCUGGCCACCGUCCUGGUGGUCUUCACUAUCUGCUUCACGCCGUUCCACGUCCGGCAGGUGCUGGUUUAUUUCCGGGUCAAAGUCGGAGGGGUGGGGCUAGGGCAGGGGGUGGGGCAUGUACUCGCCUAUCACAUCACAGUUACCCUGAGCAGCCUGAACAGCUGCCUGGAUCCAGUGGUUUACUGCUUUGUGACGGACAGCUUCAAGAGAGUGUGGAGAACGAGGAGGAGGGGAGCAAGAGAGGGGGACGGGGAGGCGGGGCACACAAGUGGGGGAGAAGGGGAGAGGAACUCGGUGAAUAAAAAUCCAGGUACGGCAAUGGCGAUAGCUCACAGCGUGGCCACACUUACCCUCACAAGCUCUCCCUUCUCUGCUGCCAACAUGGAACAGUCCUCUUAA
Messenger RNA from Perca flavescens (yellow perch), 1155 nucleotides. RefSeq names its product G-protein coupled receptor 20. The transcript is spliced from 4 exons. The record is from RefSeq and is a predicted model, not a curated record. NCBI's taxonomy places the organism in Eukaryota, Metazoa, Chordata, Actinopteri, Perciformes, Percidae. Gene Ontology annotation, biological process: phospholipase C-activating G protein-coupled receptor signaling pathway; positive regulation of Rho protein signal transduction. Gene Ontology annotation, molecular function: G protein-coupled receptor activity. Gene Ontology annotation, cellular component: plasma membrane. The coding region runs from base 1 to 1155 and encodes 384 amino acids.